CGCUAGCCGCGCACGCAGCCACAGAAAAAAACAACAGGCAUUUAUCGGGAAAAUUUGUGCUGAGGAAAAACUAAUAGAGAUUUCCGCGAACAUCGACCGUCUGUGAAAAUGUGUUGCCAAUCAAGCGGCCAGGGGAAAUCUUCUGCGCAGUCUUCUUCAAGUGGACAGCAGCCACGGGAACCAUCUGCCAAGUCAUCAUCAUCGUCAUCAUCAUUGUCGUCACCAGCAGUAAAAGCAGGAACAUAUAGCCGAUAUAGACACAUCCCGGGACCGAUCCUUGUGCUGAUCCUGCUGGGCCUGAUCCAAAUCCAAAUACAGGUAGUCGCCGCCGGAUUGGGCCAAAGUCUUCACGGCUGGAGGAUAUCGUGCUCCAACGAGGGCGAAGAAGUCAAACUGGACCAGUUCAAUUGCUACAACUGCGAGUGCAAGAAUGGUUUCGUAAACUGCCGGAAUACCUGUCCGCCCAUCGAUGAUUGUUAUAUUCAAGAGAAGCCAGAGAACUCCUGUUGCAGCAAGUGCAAGGGUUGCAUUUUCCGCGGAGUUCCCUACGAAAGCGGAGCAGAGUGGAGCGAUCCGGAGGAUCCUUGCAGGACAUACAAGUGCAUGGCAACUGUGGUUACGGAAACGGUGCAGAAAUGCUACUCACAGUGCGAUGACAACCAGCUGCAGCCACCUCGCCCCGGUGAAUGCUGUCCCACCUGCCAGGGUUGCAAGAUCAAUGGACAGACGGUGGCCGAGGGCCAGGAGGUCGACGCCUCCAUCGAUGACCGAUGCCUGGUGUGUCAGUGUUCCUCCAAUCAGCUGACCUGCUCCAAGAAGACCUGCCCCGUCCUACCAUGUCCCAUCAAGCAGAUCAAGCGACCGGACGAAUGCUGUCCCAGGUGUGCCCAGCAUCAGGGAUUUAUGUCGGUUCCAGGCAAAUGCUUCUUCAACAACAAGGUCUAUCCCGAGAAGACGCAGUUCAUGCCGGACAGAUGCACCAAUUGCACUUGCCUCAAUAGCACUGCCAUGUGCCAGAGGGCCACCUGCCCCAUCCUGGAGUGUGCCCCCGAGUUUCAAGAGUUCCAGGAUGGCUGUUGUCCUCGCUGUGCAGUCGCCGAGGUGCGAAGCGAGUGUAGUGUGAAGGGUGUGACCUAUCAGAACAAUGAGACCUGGGACAUGGGUCCCUGCCGGAGCUGUCGUUGCAAUGGUGGCACCAUUCGCUGCUCCCAGAUGCGCUGUCCACCGGUCAAGUGUCGGGCGAAUGAGGAACUGAAGCUGCCGCCUGGAGAGUGCUGUCAGCGAUGUGUGGAGACCGCGGGGACCUGCACUGUCUUUGGGGAUCCCCAUUUCCGCACCUUUGAUGGCAAGUUCUUCAGCUUUCAGGGCAGCUGUAAGUACCUUCUGGCCAAAGAUUGUCUGGGACACACCUUUGAGAUUCGGCUGACGAACGAGGGACGAGGCACGCGGCAUGCCAGCUGGGCCAAGACCGUGACCCUGAAGCUGCACAAUCUGCGCGUGAAUCUUGGCCAGAAGCUGAGGAUUAAGGUGAAUGGGACGAGGGUCCUGUUGCCCUACGUGGGCUCGGCCGGUGGUCGGAAUGUAACCAUCGAGCUGUCCGAUGGCGGAGCAGUGAUGCUAAGAUCAGAGAUGGGCCUGUCCCUGGAAUGGGAUGGUGGUGGCUUCCUGCAGGUCUCUGUGCCGGCCAAGUUCAAGAAGCGAUUGUGCGGCCUUUGUGGCAACUUCAAUGGCAGCAGGGAUGAUCUCACGGGCAAGGAUGGGAACCAUGUCGACGAGGAGGUUUGGCACUUUGCCAACUCGUGGCGCGUGGGUGGACCCAAGUCGUGCUCCCGGAAGCGCGAAAUCCUGGCGGUGCCCACCUGCGACAAGCGCAAGUCCAGCUUCUACUGCCAUCCGCUGAGCGUGUCAGCGCUGUUCGGUGAGUGCAACGAGCGUCUGAAUCCGGAGAACUAUAUAGCCGCCUGCCGGAUGGAUGUCUGUGAGUGUCCCUCCGCCUGCCACUGCGACAGCUUUGCGGCAUAUGCCCACGAGUGCCGGCGCUUGGGCGUCCAGCUGCCAGACUGGCGGACAGCCACCAAUUGUCCGGCGGGAUGGCGACGCAAUGCCACAUUGUCCAACUUCCUGCGCAAUGAGUUCUACGGCGACUCUAGCUCGAGAGGUCGCAAGCGGAAGAACCACCAGCUGCAGCUGCAGCAGCACAAGCUAAACCGCCACCACAGGCUCGGCACCAGCCACAACCAGCUGGAGAAGCCGGGACAGGCUUCCAAUCCCAAGGAUCGGGAGAGGCAGCGGGACGAGGACUUCAUUGCGAAACAUGUGCCCAGCGGCUUGCUCUUUCCACGUGCGCCGGAUCGCACGCCGCCGCCCCUGCAUUAAGCAGGGGACGAGGGAGGGGAACAAGCGUCUAAGUUUAGUUACUCAUUUAGUUACUGCAUCCAUCCGCAUUCACACACACAAGCACAAGAAAGGGCCACUAUUCAUAGCAUACUUUUGGCGGCCCAGCAAGUGAGAGGUAUUCGAGGGAUUCCCGGGAAAUACCUGAUAAUAGUGGAAUUUGCAUGAUUUUUCCCAAAAGAAUUAAGAGAAAAUCAAGAAAAUUUAUU
Messenger RNA from Drosophila serrata, 2603 nucleotides. RefSeq names its product crosveinless 2-secreting protein (gene cv-2). Gene Ontology annotation, cellular component: extracellular region. Gene Ontology annotation, molecular function: BMP binding. Gene Ontology annotation, biological process: positive regulation of BMP signaling pathway. The record is from RefSeq and is a predicted model, not a curated record. NCBI's taxonomy places the organism in Eukaryota, Metazoa, Arthropoda, Insecta, Diptera, Drosophilidae.